AUGUUAGUGACGUAUGUAGAAAAUACUUGUGAUUUAUGUUUAACUCCGUAUUGCAUCAAAGCAGCAAAUUAUCUGGUCGAAAGUAUUGAUGAAACAGUUGAUCCAUGUGAAAACUUCUAUGAGUUUGCUUGUGGAAAAUGGAUUAAAAAUGCCAUAAUAUCAUCGGAAAGUAAUGAACAGAGUUCAUUAUCGCAAUUAGCAAAACAUUUAGGACAUACACUUGCCGAUUUGUUAUCAUCGUCAUCGUCGAAUAGAAUAAAAGAGUCCAAAGCAAUUACUAAUGCUCGUCGCUUAUAUAGUUCUUGUAUUGACGAAGAUACUAUCGAAAUGGAAGGUAUCGAUGUAAUAAUGUCAAUGAUCAAUAAAGAGCUUGGAGGUUGGCCUGUCUUGCAAGGCUCGGCCUGGAAUGAAUCAACAUUUGAUUUUGAUCGAUUGAUGCUCAAAUUAAGUCAGUACAAUAACUACAUAUUUUAUACUGUAAACACAGGUGUUGAUGAGACGAAUUCAUCGAUUCGAAGUAUUCAUAUUAGACCCUCCAAUCUGGCUAUACACAAUUUUAUUCACUAUUCCAAGGGAAUAAAAGCAAUACAGGCUUACCAGUAUUUCUUUGAAAAUUUUACUCUAGCAUUGACCAAUGAUUCAUCAGCAAUCGACAAUGAUCUUAUUGAUUUAUUAGAAUUCGAGAUGGAACUUUUUAAAUACUUUAUGUCGCAAGAUCAAUCAGACUUUCGCGAAACUGUUCGCACAACACUCGGUAAUCUUUCACAUACAAUCAAUGUCACCUUCGAUUCUUCUAACUAUAUUCGUCGUUUGUAUCUGUUUGCUAAUGUCUCUGUGAUCGAUGCAGACAUUGUAAUUGUGAGUGCACCUAAACUUUUGCAUGGUAUUUCGUCAAUUAUUAGUCGACAAUCACCGCGUACUAUGCAAAACUAUAUGAUAUGGCGCUUCAUGAUGAAUCGAGCUUGGCAUAUGCCAAAACGAUUUCGAAAUAUUAUGCAACAAUUUACUCAUGUAUUUGAUGGCACAAGUACUGAAGAGUCACGUACAAUUACAUGCGCCAAUUAUGUCAAUAUAGUGAUGAGCUUGUCGGUUUCAAAACUCUACAUCGAAGAAUAUUUCCAUAAGGAUGCUCGAAAAGAAACAACUGAAAUGAUCAACAACAUUCGAAAUAUUUUCAUCACGAUGGUCAAUCGAUCGACAUGGAUGGAUUCAAAAUCGAAAAUCAUAGCGAUUGAAAAAACUCGAGCUAUUACAGCAAAACUUGGUUAUCCUGAUUAUCUAGAGAGUGAUGAUAUGACAAAACUUGAUAAAGACUAUGCUGAGUAUAAUUUCAACUUAUCUUAUAUGCUGAAUGUUUUGAGUGCUAUUCAACUACAUUCGAAAGCAAGUCUUCAAAUGCUUCGCUAUCCUAUCGAUCACAAGGAAUGGACUGAUAUCUCGCCCACACGUGUCAAUGCCAUACAUAGAUUAUUAAGGAAUGAGAUUUUGUUUCCAGCUGCCAUACUUCAAGCACCUUUAUUCGACAAAGAUGCACCUAAGUAUCUCAAUUAUGGUGGUAUUGGCUUUCUCAUGGGACAUGAGAUUGCACAUGGAUUUGGUGAUGAAGGUAAGGAAUAUGAUUUAAAUGGAAACAAAGUUUCAUGGUGGACUAAGGCGACUGUCAACGCAUUUGACAAACGCAAGAAAUGUAUCAUCGAACAAUAUGAUGACUACACUUUGACUCAAGUCAAUCGAUCGGUAAACGGAGAACAAACACUAGAUGAAAACAUCGCCGAUGAUGCAGCACUCAGACAGGCUUUCUUCGCCUAUCAACAAUGGGCUAAGACUCAUAAAAAUGUUGACAAGAAACUUCCCGGUUUAACCAAAUAUUCGACAGAACAAAUGUUCUUUUUGAACUUUGGUCAUAUAUGGUGUACGAAAAUGACAGAUGAAUCUGUGCACUCUGAUCUUGUACUGGAUAAGCAUUCCCCCGCACAAUUCAGAAUACGUGGUCCUACCUCGAAUUUUGUUGAGUUCGAUCGGGUAUUCGGCUGCAAGGCAGGUCAAGUCAAAUUGAUUUCAUCAACUUACACUCCUGUUGGUGUGAUGGCUUCAAAAAGAAUUUAUUUAUGGCUUUUACUAUUAAUUAUUACACAAUCAGUUGGAGAAGAUAUGCGAUCAGUCAGAAUGUCUUUAAUGCGUGGUUGGAAAUUUCAAUGUGCUAAUACAACCUGUUUACCAUUCACUAGUAUUAUGACGUCGACUAUUAUGAAGUGUCAAAUGGCUUGUUUAGCUCAAAUUUAUUGUAGAGCAGCCAGUUUUCAUCAAUCAAUUUCUAAUUGUGAAUUAUUUACUGAUAUGUCAAAUGAAAUUGCAAAUAUGCUGACUGAUAUCGAUAUUAUUAGUAUGAUUGUUAUUGCUGGAACUCGAUCUCCACCUGAACCAACCACAACAACUUCAACAUCAACAACAACUACAACGUCAACAAUAACAACAACAACAUCAUCAACAACAACAUCAACUUCAACAACUACAACAACAACAACAACAACUACAACAACAACAACAACAUCAACAACAACAUCAACUUCGACAUCAUCAACAACAACUACUACUACUACUACUACUACAAAAACAACGUCAACAACAACAUCAACAUCAACUUCAACAUCAUCAUCAACAACAACAUCGACUUCAACAUCAACAACAACGUCAAAAACAACAUCGACAACAUCAACAACAACAACAACAACAACUUCAAAAGCAACAACGCCGACAACAACAGCUGUUCCUGCUUGCGGUCCUAGUGUUUGUUGUAGUGCUCCAAGUUGUAGUGCUUGUGUUUAUGGUAGUGCUACUUAUUACUGUACUCGUUAUGUGGGUCCAACUGGUUAUAAUAUUUAUACUAGCGCUAGUAGUUGUAUUGCUAAUGGUGCUGCUAGUAUGUAUUGUGACUAUAGUGCUACUUGUGGUAGUGGUGCUGGUAGCCCAGGUUUUGGUUCUGGUAUUGGUUGUUGA
Messenger RNA from Adineta steineri, 2997 nucleotides. The record is from the annotation of a GenBank genome assembly. Lineage: Eukaryota; Metazoa; Rotifera; Eurotatoria; Adinetida; Adinetidae.